Macaca mulatta (Rhesus monkey) is the source of this 5284-nucleotide messenger RNA. RefSeq names its product ectodysplasin A (gene EDA). Lineage: Eukaryota; Metazoa; Chordata; Mammalia; Primates; Cercopithecidae. Gene Ontology annotation, biological process: animal organ development; immune response. Gene Ontology annotation, cellular component: membrane. Gene Ontology annotation, molecular function: tumor necrosis factor receptor binding; death receptor agonist activity; death receptor binding. The record is from RefSeq and is a predicted model, not a curated record.
UCCCUCGGCGGGCCGAGCCGUCCCUCUCUCCCGCCCCUCCUCCUCCCUUUCCCACCCCUCGGAGUGGAGCUGCACAUGCGGCUGCUCCCUGCUCCGUCCCGCCCAGCCACCGUCGCGCAGGAACGGGUCCCUGCAGCCCCCAGCCGAUGGCAGGACAGUAGCCGCCUGUCAGAGGUCGUGAACGGCUGAGGCAGACGCAGCGGCUCCCGGGCCUCAAGAGAGUGGGUGUCUCCGGAGGCCAUGGGCUACCCGGAGGUGGAGCGCAGGGAACUCCUGCCUGCGGCAGCGCCACGGGAGCGAGGGAGCCAGGGCUGCGGGUGUCGCGGGGCCCCUGCCCGGGCGGGCGAAGGGAACAGUUGCCUGCUCUUCCUGGGUUUCUUUGGCCUCUCGCUGGCCCUCCACCUGCUGACGUUGUGCUGCUACCUAGAGUUGCGCUGGGAGUUGCGGCGGGAACGGGGAGCCGAGUCCCGCCUUGGCGGCUCGGGCACCCCUGGCACCUCUGGCACCCUAAGCAGCCUCGGUGGCCUCGACCCUGACAGCCCCAUCACCACUCACCUUGGGCAGCCGUCACCUCAGCAGCAGCCGUUGGAACCGGGAGAAGCUGCACUCCCCUCUGACUCCCAGGACGGGCACCAGAUGGCCCUAUUGAAUUUCUUCUUCCCUGACGAAAGGCCAUACUCUGAAGAAGAAAGUAGGCGUGUUCGCCGCAAUAAAAGAAGCAAAAGCAAUGAAGGAGCAGAUGGUCCAGUUAAAAACAAGAAAAAGGGAAAGAAAGCAGGACCUCCUGGACCUAAUGGCCCUCCAGGACCCCCAGGACCUCCAGGACCCCAGGGACCCCCAGGAAUUCCAGGGAUUCCUGGAAUUCCAGGAACAACGGUUAUGGGACCACCUGGUCCUCCAGGUCCUCCUGGUCCUCAAGGACCCCCUGGCCUCCAGGGACCUUCUGGUGCUGCUGAUAAAGCUGGAACUCGAGAAAACCAGCCAGCUGUGGUGCAUCUACAGGGCCAAGGGUCAGCAAUUCAAGUCAAGAAUGAUCUUUCAGGUGGAGUGCUCAAUGACUGGUCUCGCAUCACUAUGAACCCCAAGGUGUUUAAGCUACAUCCCCGCAGCGGGGAGCUGGAGGUACUGGUGGACGGCACCUACUUCAUCUAUAGUCAGGUAGAAGUAUACUACAUCAACUUCACUGACUUUGCCAGCUAUGAGGUGGUGGUGGAUGAGAAGCCCUUCCUGCAGUGCACACGCAGCAUCGAGACGGGCAAGACCAACUACAACACUUGCUAUACCGCAGGCGUCUGCCUCCUCAAAGCCCGGCAGAAGAUCGCCGUCAAGAUGGUGCACGCUGACAUCUCCAUCAACAUGAGCAAGCACACCACCUUCUUUGGGGCCAUCAGGCUGGGUGAAGCCCCUGCAUCCUAGAUUCCCCCCAUUUUGCCUCUGUCCGUGCCCCUUCCCUGGGUUUGGGAGCCAGGACUCCCAGAACCUCUAAGUGCUGCUGUGGAGUGAGGUAUAUUGGUGUUGCAGCCACAGAGAGAAAUGCCUCAGUGCUAUUUAUUCCCCAGUGACUCCAGGGUGACAAGGCCUGCUUGACUUUCCAGAAUGACCUUGAGUUAACAGGACAGUUGAUGGAGCCCCAGGGUUUACAUGAAGCAGAACCUUCUUUGGUUCCAUGUUGACUGGCUUAUGGCAUGACUCUUCAACCCCGAGGUCCCUGUUGUCAGAUCUAUUGUUUGUUGCACUAAAAUGAGGAUCCAGGGCAGCAGGCCAGAGAGAGCAGAGGUGCACUCCAGACUCUGGGGGUGGACAUCUGACCCCAAGGGGCUGCUGCUCCUCUCUUGGGUAGGGUGGUGGUGGGGGCGGAGUGGGAAGGUAGCAUUGCAGCCUGAGAAGGCCAGAGAGGGAAAAGGCAGGUGCUUUUGGCAAGAGACCAUGAGAGAAACCUGCCAAGAGAGCAUCCUUGGCAGUGGGGAUGUUCUUUCUGCUCUAUACUGUGGCCUGCAGGAGGGUCGGAGUGUUCUUCCCACUCCGGCUGACAGCUACAUUGUGGCAGCUUGCUGGGCUUUGGGAAGGGGAAGUUUGCUCUGCCUUGGAACAAUCACAGGGAAUGGCCACAAACCUGCCCGCAUAAGACCCUGAAUCCGUACUUGGGUCACACGUCUCUCAUUUUAUUUACAGCUGUGCUCCACACUCAGAAAACUCCCUGGGGUCACCUAGUUGCCCCCAUUCCCAGCCUGACUAGAACUCCUGCCUUCUUUCUCCACAGAGCCUACCUCUGUCUGAGACAGGUGCCUAACCUGGGACCUGUGCUCAUGUGAGUCUGGGAUAUUCUUUAGCUUACCUGGGCACAAAGAGAAUUUUUCGUUUAUUAAACAGUACAAAUGUUUUUCAUCCAUUCCUAAUCAAUUCUGUCUGGAGACAAAGGGUUGGACUGGAUGACCUCCAGAAGUCCCUUCAAUUUCUAGUACUUGUGACUCUUAGCAGGUGGCCCUCACCACAGCCUUCUAAAUUCCCAAACCCUAGGCUGCUCCUGGGCAUUAGCAAGGCAGAGCCUUUUUACCUGGCCUAGAAAGGGCAAGGGGUGAGGAUAGGACAGAGGGAUUUUGUUCCAGUUUGCUGCAACACAAGUGGACAUUAGGCCAGGCCUUACCUGAAAGGCCAGCUGCUGAUGCCAUACUGACCCAGUCUUUCUUCACUCUGGCUUCAAAAAGCCAUAGCAGAGCAUGGUCACCACAGAUGCUCAUGCUGCUCCUGUGAAGCCAGACUCAGGAGAAGCCAGUGUCUAGGCACUGAGCAGGGAUCUGCCCCCUAGUUCAGGUCCAAAUGCACCUUCCCCUAAACCCCAAGCUUCCCACCAGAUCAUGUGGUAGGACCCUCGAGGGCCUUACUUCAAAGUGCCUUGGCUCAGCCUGGCUUCUGAGUGCUAGGUCCAGCCCAAACCUGGGAAGGCCAGCCUUGUACAGUCUGCUCCUCUUGUUUCUGAAAUAUGUUUCCUUUUCAGGAGAUGGGGAAUAAGUUCCUCCAGGCAGCUGAAAUUCAUCGAGAACAGAGGGUACUUAUUUCUCAGCUGUGCCUUCCCUUUCUAAGCAACCACACUGCUUGGCCCUUCAAGGGUCAGGGUGAGAGGUGAUGGGCUAGGCCUCCAUUGUCUGGUUGCUAACAACAGCCUUGCAACCCAAGGUGAGGUGAACUCCAGGCAUGUGUCUGUCCCUAACUCCUAUAAAGUGCCUUGGACAGUCUGCAGUUGUAGCAGAAACCAACAAGAACCUCUCCUUCAUAUUUGGAAAAUAAUUUCUCCUUUAUUAUCUCUUUUGAGGAAGGCAAGGCUGAUAAUAUGACAAACAUCAUUGUUUAGAUGAGGCUUAGUGAGGUAGCACUCUCAGAGCGUUUUGACCAGUUUAAGCCGCAGACCUGGAGCUUCAGCCAGGUCUGACUCCAAAGUUGUUCCAUUAUACCACAGCACUGUGUGGAAUUUGAGGUCUAGAGAGAACGAAUAAAAGUGGUAAUUUGGAACUGAAAUCCUUGAGGGCUCUAGGGAGAAGCCCAGAGAUGCCCGUUUUCAUUCCUCGACGGUAAUACCUGUCCUCUUGGCUGCCAGGGGCUCUGUGGCAAAAGGAGUCAGGCAUUCCUUUGGGAAGCAGCCAUCAACCUUAGAGCUCUUGUGUUCAGAAGAAUCUUUCUGGCACCUUGUUGAAGCAGCAGGCCUCUGGGACCCACAGAGCUGGUGGCCUUUAUGUUCUUUCACCCAUCCUAGGAACCAGCCAACCAUCAUGUGUGGAGCCCCUACUGUGGGCAAGGUCCUCCUUCCAUUACCCUACAGACAGCUUACAGGAGCCAGCUUGCUUCCCACAACUACUAGUGUGACUCCUUAUCUCUUUCCACCAUACCUUAGAGACUUUGAUACUACCAGGGUCUCUCAGGGAUGGAGGGAAGACCUGAAAGAGGACUGGUUCUGAGGCCAGAAAGAUGUGAGGAGAGAGGAGGAAAAGUCUUCCUAAUUGUGCCCCUAAAGGGCAUCCUGAUACCAUUCUAUUCUCCGGACAUGGAGGGGAUGAUAAAGGAAAUAAGAUCUCCACUGGACCCUUGAUUCAUUCUGAACCCUCCAAAGGAACUCCAGGGGGCAAGGGAUGAUGAGGGAAGCAAUAGGUAGCUGGGGAGCCCUAUUGCUGCUAAGUCAUUGGCGGCAAAGUGACAAAACAAUUUACUGAUGAGAGAAUGUGCAAAUAGAUGUACAGUUUGGAAUUAUGCUGGUGUGAGUUUGCCAGAGGACCAAUGCUAGCAUGGAGAAUGGGACAAGGACAUUUGUGGGCAAGCAGAUGACAGAGGUUUGAAGGAGAAUUGCAUGGCAGGAGUCUCUGCCAGCUACUUGGGCUUUAACAGCCAAGCUGGCACAAAAGACAGCUGGUGGAGGCUGCUCGGCUACUGGUUACCUGGAGAAGUAGUAUUUGCCUAUUUCCCGCUUCGUCCAUCCUGAGCCAAAUUUCUUUUACUGAACAGGAAAGAGCUAGGAACCCUGGAGGUAAACAAAGACUUUGAUCCAUGUAUGAGCGUGUGUGUUUAUGUAACUUCCUGUGGACGCAAAUAGAUUCAGAGAAAUUUAGAGCUAAAAAGGCCCUUAGAGGGAAUCUAGCCCAACCUAGAUUCCACCCUGUUACUUAUGUAGAAACUGAGGCCCAGAGAGGGAAGAUGACCUGCCCCAAGUGGUGAACAAGCCCCAACCUCUAGAGUCAGCAGACUGAGGGGAUAAAGCAGUUCCUGUCCCACAUGGCCAUCUUCUUUCUUCCACCCACAAACUCCAGGAUGGAAGUACUUGGCCCUUUCAGGAGCCUGGCCAGGCAGGGAGUAGCUGCAGCCUUCAUCAGAACUCUUCCUCCUCUCAAGGCAUUCUCCCAGCUCUAGCUUCUGGAUUGGAAAGCAGGAGACUGGCCCAGUACCAGCAAGUCCUUAGGCUACUGUAAUGCUGCCUCAGGACCCAUCCCUGCCUGGAGGCUUCUCUAGGCCCUGUGAGCACAAAGAAUAAAGCUGAUUUUUGUCUUUUAAUCCAUUUCAGGUCUCUCUCCAGGAGGGCUCGGGGUGUGUCAUUUCUAUAUUCCUCCAGCUCUGAUAUUAGGGGGUGGGCUUUGUUGUGAGAAUGGCCUGGAGCAGGCCCAAUGCUGCUUUUGGGGGUCAGCAUCCAGUGUGAGAUACUGUGUAUAUAAACUAUAUAUAAUGUAUAUAAACUGGGAUGUAAGUUUGUGUAAAUUAAUGGUUUAUUCUUUGCAAAUAAAGCGCUUUCCCUAUCUGUUCUUGA